GCUUUGUUUUUUGUUUGCCGGGAGCACCCUGUUCCAAUUGUACAAAAUUCCGGUCGCAUUAAAAUUAAAAUUAUACAAUAAAACGCGUAAAUUUGUUGAAAAAAACAUGUGCAAUAUGCUCCCAGCGCUGGUGUUGACCGAUGAGCAGUGACGGACGCAGCAAUUGCUCUACAACCAACCCACCACCCCCGCGCGUCAUCCAAAAACGUGACUAAUGCACUGCUCGCGUAGCCUCUCUGCUGCUGGCGCCGUGGACAACACAACAACAACAUUCUACACGGCAGCAGCAGCAACAUCGGCGUCGGCAGCAGCCUCGGCCAGCACAACGCCGACGUCGAACAAGACGACAACAAUGGCCACAACGGGGGUAACGGCGACCACAGGGCAAGCGGCAACAAAUGCUAAAGAUGGUAAGUUCCGCUUUUGGUCAAAGUCAAGCCCGCCUUCAACGAGCAGCACACCACAUCCCACUUCUGGCGUCACAAUGCGGGAGAAGAAAGGUGGAGCCCUGCAAAAGCUCAAGAAGAGGCUGUCCCAUAGCUUUGGCCGAUUAACAAUUUCCCGCGAAGAUGGCGAUGAGGCGACGCAUCAUCAUCACCAUCAUCAUCAUCAUCAUCGCGGCGGUCAUGGCGGGCAUCAUAAUCACGGUAAUAAAGUUCCAUAUAAUGGCUACAAUUCGGAGGAAUAUCUGGAUCGUCUCGAACCGAACGGCAAUAUACCCGCUGAUAAAACAAAUUGCAGAUAUGGAGCCCAAGAAUCUGCGAAAAAUGAUAAUAAGAAACCACAAGACUGGCGCAGCACGGACAGCACCGACCAUCAUGAUCGCGUCCAGAGGCAAUUGUCCGUCUCCUCCGACAGCAAGCUGCUCGACGAGGACAUUCGUGAGGAGAUGAAGUACCAUUCGCAUGUGGUCAUGCGUCCCAAGAAGCCGCCCAGACCCAAGUCCGAGGUAUUUCUCAACAAGCAGGAUCCACAUCCGCGACGCAAACGCUUCAGUGCAUUUGGUGGCGACUCCCCAUUUGGGAAACAGGAGGCCUACGUCAAGCUGGAGCCACUGGGCGAAGGGUCCUAUGCGACGGUCUACAAAGGAUUCAGCAAAUUAACCUACCAGCGGGUGGCGCUGAAGGAGAUCCGACUGCAGGAGGAGGAGGGUGCCCCGUUCACGGCCAUCCGUGAGGCCUCGCUGCUGAAAGAACUGAAGCACAGCAAUAUUGUGACGCUGCACGACAUCGUGCACACCCGUGAGACGCUGACCUUUGUCUUUGAGUAUGUGAACACGGAUCUAUCGCAAUAUAUGGAGAAACAUCCUGGCGGUCUGGACCAUCGCAAUGUGCGUCUGUUCCUCUUCCAGCUGCUGCGCGGUCUCUCCUACUGCCACAAGCGUCGUGUCCUCCAUCGCGACGUCAAGCCGCAGAAUCUGCUAAUCAGCGACUGCGGCGAACUGAAGCUUGCCGACUUUGGCCUGGCCAGGGCCAAAUCCGUACCCAGUCACACAUAUUCGCAUGAGGUCGUCACGCUGUGGUAUCGUCCACCAGAUGUCCUGCUGGGCAGCACCGAGUACUCAACGUCGCUGGACAUGUGGGGCGUUGGUUGCAUCUUUGUGGAAAUGGUCACUGGGAUGCCCACAUUCCCCGGCAUACGUGAUACCUACGAUCAGUUGGACAAGAUAUUCAAAUUGCUGGGCACACCCACAGAGGAAACGUGGACGGGGGUAACCCAUUUCCCAGGCUACAAGCCGCACAAGUUGGGUUUCUAUCGGCCAAGGAAACUGGGUCACAAUUUCCCACGACUGUACGACAUCAUCGAGGGUGAGACGAUAGCGAACGCCUUUCUGCAGCUGAAUCCAGAGGAGCGGAUCGGCGCCGAUGAUGCACUGCUGCAUCCCUACUUUGCGCAGUUGCCAAAGAAACUCUACGAAUUGCCAGAUGAAACCUCAAUAUUCACCGUGGAAGGCGUGCAGCUGUACACGGAGCCAAAUCGACAGAAUAAAUGAAAAUUAAAGCAAGUCCUCUCUGUGGAUGGCGUACGUUUCUAUUGUUAGGGGAUCCUAAAAACAAAAGCCCAGCUCCCAACCCACCCCAAACCCCAAAUGAAAUA
This is a messenger RNA of Drosophila guanche, 2097 nucleotides long. It is a transcript of the gene Eip63E, whose product is annotated as cyclin-dependent kinase 14. Gene Ontology annotation, biological process: protein phosphorylation. The record is from RefSeq and is a predicted model, not a curated record. The transcript has 13 exons. NCBI's taxonomy places the organism in Eukaryota, Metazoa, Arthropoda, Insecta, Diptera, Drosophilidae. Gene Ontology annotation, cellular component: cytoplasm; nucleus; cytosol. Gene Ontology annotation, molecular function: cyclin-dependent protein serine/threonine kinase activity; cyclin binding; ATP binding. Bases 215 to 1993 code for a protein of 592 amino acids.